GCACAUUUUGACCGACUCAGCAAGAAGGUGGAUUUUCCUUGUGUCUAAAGAGAAAAAAAUGUCCCCGUGUCUGUAGAGAUGCUUUGCAGUUCAGCCCGGCUGAAGCUGACCGAAUGAGACUAUGGGCUGUGCCUCUGCGAAGCAUGUUGCCACUGUUCAAAAUGAAGAGGAAGCCCAGAAAGGGAAGAACUACCAGAAUGGAGACGUGUUUGGUGAUGAGUAUAGGAUCAAACCGGUGGAAGAGGUCAAAUACAUGAAAAAUGGGGCAGAAGAGGAGCAAAAAAUAGCAGCCAGGAACCAAGAAAACUUGGAAAAAAGUGCCAGUUCAAAUGUAAGACUUAAAACUAAUAAAGAGAUUCCGGGAUUAGUUCAUCAACCUAGAGCAAAGCCACCCACAAAGACAGGUUCACUGUCAAGCGGGCACUUCGAGAGUCUGCUGGAAUUACCUCUCUGGCUCAUCCUGCUUCCCACCCUUGGGGCCCUUCACCAGAGCCAGAUUGGAAGCCUGGCAUUUCAUGCCAAUGUGAGCGUGCCAUCUGUGAGGAGAACCUGCCUAGUUAACUCAAGGCCCCACAAAGUGCCGCUGUGUUUGCUGAGUGCCCUGGGUGAGGCCCCAGGGAUGCUUCCCGGACUACCUGAGAGGUUCUACAAAGACUUUGCUCAGCCAAGCCAAGGCCAGAGGCCAGGUCACAGUUGUAAGUCAGAUAUUUCUGUUAGUCUGAUAUUUCUACUCUGCCCGUGUGAAUUUCCAACCCAAUUUUGGUCACAGGAAUGAAAGGACAUCUGAGCAAAGGGCAUUCUAAAGACACGCAUGGUAUUAUUACCUUCCCACUUGUCAAGGGCAGCACAUACAGCCCAGUGUCGACUUCAACUGUUCAGUAAAUGCUUGAGUGCCUAUCACGUGCAAUGUUAACUACAAGACUGGUGGUGGUUGCAUGGCGAUUUUACAUAACGCUUGAGUGUGUAAAAUUCUGGUAAGACUGAGCACAUCUUUACCUUCUCUUCAGAGUCCCCAGUCCUUCUGUGGCAUGAACUUGAAGAUAAAAACUGGUGGUCAAGAGAGCCUCCCAGUGGCUGCUGCGUGGCACAGCAGGACAGGCAGUCCAAAGGGGCUUGACAGCUAGCUGUCAAGUAUUCCCAUAUUUUAGUGCCUUUUUAAGGAACACACAUGCAUACAAAGGGUAGUCCUUUUCAUAUCCCCAAUUUUUCACAUCUCCAUUAUCAUUUCAUUAUUCAUUUCUGUCUUACAUAAUCUGCAGCUUAGUCAAUUCUUUUGGUUUUAAGGUGGGAAGACCUGCCUGUGUCUGUAUCCCUGGGGCUCCUCUAAACCUGCCGGUUUGUGAGAUGAUUUCAUGGUUUCUUUUACAUGUAUCAAAUGUCUACCCUACAAAGAACUGGAUGGAGUUAACAGCUGAGCAAAGAUUAGAGAGGUAAGCUGUGAUUUGUUGUUACCUCUGUAGAAGAGUGUAUAUGCCAUUUGACAAAAAGAAAAAUGUCCAGUUUUAAAGAGUCUGUUUACUCUCUGAUGGGUUAUCAGAUUGACAGCUCAGAUUCGCCCAUGCCCUCCAAACUCUACUGUGUUUUCAAACACGGGUAUUGAGAUUAUAUGUUCUUAGUGAAAUUCGGCUCCCAUUCCCCAGAGAACUCAGCACUCUCUAGUACCCUAAGAACGACUCUCCCCGCAAGGUUCAACUCUCUACUUUAUGGGACUAAUCAGAGGCACUGAAACGACACUGGCAAUCUCUCAACUUCCUCUCACCUUUGUACUGGCAAACUUGGUACACGUGCCGAUAUUCAUUUAUCCCACUUGCCCUCCUGUCUCGGAGGAAGCGAGAUUUCUUUCUUUUCACUGAAGCUAACUCUCCUAUGAAUGCAGUUGAUCCCACCUCACUUCUGCAGAGCACUGUGCCCACAGUUAGUCUCUUUUUGAACAACUUCUCCCUCUCUGUCAGAGGCUUCCUCCAGUGUGAAUGCUUCCAUGUCCCCAGCCUGUCCCCCACUGCCCCUCGACGGCGUCCUCAGGGCUGAGGCCAGCUCCUCAUCUCCCAUCCUCUCCUUAACCCACUUCAGUCAGCCUCCUGCUGCUACCACUCUACAGAGACUACUCUUGCCGUGGUCACCGGUGCCUUCACACAAACCACCCAGAGCUCUUCGUCCCAGAGCUCCACUCCCCAGGCCUUCCCCUCAGAAAUGAAAGAGCACUGCCACACGCCCAGUCGCUGAGACCAAACACCUGCACUUGAGUGUAUCCUGCUCCAAUCUGUUAGAACUUCUUGUUAUCUCUACCUUCACUGGUACCCUGACCGCUUUUCUGUCUGUCACUUCUGACUUGUAUCGCUGCCACUGCCUAACUUCUCUGCCUCCCAACAGACUACAGUCUGUUCUCCCCAAAGCAGCCAGGAGAGCCUCUUAAAUUAAGAGUACUUUAUGCGCCUGCUCCAGAUCUGCCAGAGGUUUCCCAUCAAACAAAUACCUUCUUCCCGUGGCCUGCAAGUUACGAGGCCCUGUGCGGUACGGCCUUGUCCUUCCGUGACCUCAUCACCUAUGCUCUUUCCCUCAUUCCCUGCUCGGAUCACAAUGGCCACCUUGCUUUUCCUUGAACACACAGAACAAGUUCCUGUCUCAGAGCCUUGCACUUGUCCCCUCUGCCCGUAAUGCCAGCGUACCUGAUCUUCCUCAGUUCAGCCACGUCCUGGGUUCAAACAUUACCUCUUUAAAGAGGCUCUUCCUGAGCUUUCUAGUAAGCCCCUCUAAUCACUUUAUCCCUUUACCUUGCUUUCUCUUCAUGGUUUUUACCACUACUUGAAAUAGUCAUCUUUUAAAAAACACUCAUUAAAAAAAAACACUUAUACUUUGCUAUACACCUGAAACUAGCACAACACUGUAAAUCAACUGUACUCCGAUAAAAAAAAAAAAAAAAAAAAAAUUUACGUCUUCCACACUUGCUCCAUAAAGGCAAGAACUUUAUUUAUCCAACUUGUUCUCUCCUCCACCCCCCACAUGUAGAAAAGUGACACAGAGUAGGUAUUCAGUGACAUGGUAUUUAUGACAUGAGCAACUUCUUGGUAGCAUUUAGCGUUUGGACCAUACUCUCCUUCUUGAACCUCUCCUGGUGUCUCUUAGGGUUCUCUGCUGGGUUUCCUACCACUGUAGCCACUCCUCUGGGGAUCUGUCCCUUAAGUGCUGACAGUCCCUACAGAUCUAUCUUCUACCCACUUUUUAUUUUACAUACUUUCUCUGCAUUUGAACAGCUACACUUAAUUCCCUCCCUCUAGCUCAGAUUCAUGCUCCAAUCCCAUAUAUUCAAAUGAUUACUAGACACUGCCAUUCUGCUGUCUCGCAGGUACAUCAAGCUUAACUUGUCUACAAAGAAAUGCCCCUCUUCCAACCCAAACACUCUCCUUCCUGCAUUUCCUAGCUCUCCAUAUGCAAGCACCAUUCCUGCCUCUCUCAAGCAUGUGCUAAGCACUCCAAGUGGCCUGUAGCUCCAAGAAAAGGCCUGUGUCUGAUCCAGUACCCACUGAGGGGUCUCUUUUCAAAAGGACAAGCCUCCUGUCCUAAAUUCUGCCUUGAUAGGAGCAGGCAGUGAGUGGCCUAAGUAUUCCUUCCCUGCAGACCACACAGCUGACUUU
Messenger RNA from Balaenoptera acutorostrata (minke whale), 3632 nucleotides. RefSeq lists its product as uncharacterized. The coding region runs from base 122 to 775 and encodes 217 amino acids. The transcript has 5 exons. The record is from RefSeq and is a predicted model, not a curated record. NCBI's taxonomy places the organism in Eukaryota, Metazoa, Chordata, Mammalia, Artiodactyla, Balaenopteridae.